UCUUUGCGCUUUCAAGCUGCUCGCGCAGCCUGUUGGAGACGUCGGCGCAGGAAUGGAGCGAAAGGUUUGUCCGCCUCGGCCUCCAAGACCGCCAAGUGGGCCCCGCACGUACCUCCCGCCGCCGGCGCGAAUGCACCGACACGGGUGCCAGCGCUAGUAACAGCAGCAGCGAGGGCAGCAGCAGCAGCAGCGGCGGCGAUACGGAGGACGGCGAUGAUGACCAGGAAGCAAGUCUGGACGCCCCGCUAGCCUCCAUACAAGGGACCUUGGCUGAGAUUUCCAUCUCACCCGCGACUCCGCCUCUGUCCUUGUCUGCAAGCAGGCAUGGAGGACGAACCGAC
Messenger RNA from Astrephomene gubernaculifera, 341 nucleotides. The record is from the annotation of a GenBank genome assembly. NCBI's taxonomy places the organism in Eukaryota, Viridiplantae, Chlorophyta, Chlorophyceae, Chlamydomonadales, Astrephomenaceae.